AUGUGUCCUGCUUCUGAAGUGGGAGUGGGAAGAACCCCCCUGCCCAACGUGACCUGGUGGAGGGGCGAGCGAGUACUGGACGGCGGCUGGGAGGUGGCCGGGCCGGGACUCGUACGGAACACCCUCGUUAUUGACCGUAUCACGAGAGAUUGGCACAACAGUACCCUCACCUGCACCGCGUCCAAUACCCAUCUGGCCAGUCCAGCUGUUGCGUCGGUGGUGGUGCAUAUGUUCCUGUUGCCAACGAGCGUCAUCAUAACUAACCCAGGGCCCACCAGAGAAGGUCAGCGAACGGCUUUGACCUGCUCGGCGCGGGGGUCACGACCUCUGGCUGACCUUAACUGGAGCGUACGUGGGAGGACGCUGGAUGCUGUGAAGGUGGGCGAUGACCUGGGCCUCACCUCGACGUCGACGCUACUCCUCAAUGUGACCCGAGAAGAGGACGGCACGAGGGUCGUCUGCACGGCAACCAACCCUGCCCAGCCUGAUACGCCGCUCUCGAACACCACCACGCUCGUUGUUCAUUAUCCCCCGAAGGUGCUGGCGUCCCUCGGUCGCUCCAUCAUCCCUGACCAGCUCAAGGAGGGCGACGACGUCUACUUCACCUGCUCUGUGAAAGCAAACCCCCCCGCCUCCGCCAUCACCUGGUAUCACGAGGACACGGUGCAGGUGCAGAACGUGUCGAUGGGCGUGAUCCUGUCCGGGGAGUCGCUGGUGCUGCAGAAGGUGAGCCGGCAGAGGGCGGGCCAAUACAGGUGCUCCGCGACCAACCCUCUCGCCACUGUGGUCAGCCAGCCCGUCAGACUCAGGAUCAGAUACAAGCCUGAAUGCCUGACGUCCCCGACCACCUACUUCAUUUACGACAAGCCCAUCAACGUAACCUGCACCGUGUCCGCCUACCCAUCGGUCAAUUACAUCCAGUGGCAGUGGAACAACAGCAACGAGCUCACCAAGACGCCACCAGUCACCGAGAGCCGCGAGAAGGCGUCCUCGCAGCUGACGGUGUUCCCGACGGAGGGCAGGGAGGACCGGGUGCUCUCCUGUUGGGCCGUCAACGAAAUGGGCAGGCAGGUGAAGCCGUGCGGGUUCUCCGUCAAGGUCGCCCAGAUGCCCCUCCCGCUGUCGUCGUGUCGCCUGGCCAACAUCACGGCCUCGUCUCUCAGCCUCACCUGCCAGCGACCCAACGUGGCUACAGCUGGCACCACCCUGUACCGAGCCGAGGUGUACUUCGACAACCGCACCCUCUUCGCCAACGUGACCUCAAACCGUCCCAACUUCAACGUGAGUCGCCUCGACGCCGGCACGAGCUACCAGAUCAAGGUGUACGUGAGUCACGGUCCCGUCACGUCGCAGCCGGUCGUCGUCUCGGCCUAUACGUCGCGCACCUCCAGGACCGCGCCAGGAGACACGAGCACUUCUGAGGGAGGCGUGUCGGUGGGAGGUGUGGUGGGCGGCCUGGCAGUGACACUGGUGCUGCUUGUGGGCGUCGUGGUGAUGAGGAACUACUGUAGGCGGCGCCGAGGCAGGAGGAAGCAGGAGCCUCGCCCACAGUCCGACGAUAGUAACCCUGACGUAGUACCCAAUAUUGAGGAAACUUAUGACUUACUGGCGCCAGGAGAGCCAAAAGCAGAGGCCUCCUAUGACUCCAUGAAUACCCCAAUGCCCGAGGACGUACCCAUGGAGGCCUACCACCCGCUGGUCCUACAAAGCUCGUCGACACACGAAAGUGAAGAAUUCCAAGGGUCAAGAACAGAUCGCGUCUACUGCCCCGUGGACCAGCUGAUGCAGGCGGAGGAGAGCGUGGUUUGAGAUCCUUUGAGACGGCUCCAGGAAGGACUUCGGUAAUCUCCUCGUUAUUGCAGGGCUUUGCUGUUGCAGGACUUCAUCAUUUCCCAGCAGAAUAUGAAGGCGCGGGGUGAGGUUCUCCAGGGUGGACAUCGUUAAUUUCGACGAUAUUUUUGAACUCGCCAUUCCGGAGUGAUUUUUAGAUGCUCUGAUGCAGUUCCAGGGCGGAUGGAUGUUAAUUCUAUCGUUAUUCCCGGACUUUGUUGUACCAGGAUUUUACUAUUCCCAGAGGGCAAAGAGGAUCCCUGGAAAAAAUGAAAAGUGAAGUGUGGCGUUAGUUUCUCCAUGUCUCGUUCUAUUUUUCUUUUCUUUUUUUCUCUCUUUUUUUCUCUUUGUUCGUGGAUGUUUCUUUUUGUCAGAAUAUUGGGUGGUUUAAUGACGGAGAUGUUUAGUAGCCCAGAGUAUUUAUGGCAUUAUCGAAUCGUUUGUAAUUAUUUGUUACUGAUUUACUCUGUCUCUUAAUUUAAAAGGUCAAAAUAGUUUCAGGUUUCCGUACAGGAUUAAAGUGGAUGUUGAGAUAUAAUGGAGCCGUCGAUAGUCUUUAUUAAUUGGUAUCAGCUAAGGAGAAGAUUCUAUUAUAAGUCGACAGGAUAACUGAAUGAAGGGAAUUAUUUGCCAUUUUGGAUAGACAUGAGGUGGUGCAUUAAUUUUUUUGUUUUUGUUUUUUAAUCUAUUUAUUCAUUCUUGUUGUAAUUUUCGUGCUCUGACUUUUUUUUAUAUAUAUCGGCCGAGGUUCGCGUUUCAAAGUUCAUCGUUUAUGACUAAAUGUUUGUUAUGUAAAGGUAGGUUUCCCGGUUAUUGUGCCAUUGAAAGGGCGAAUAGAGAUUUUUAAGCAAUGGUAUACAGAUCGGGAGGACAGAUCCUAUCUGAAAACAGUACGUGUGUGCGUGUGUGUGUGUAUUUCCAUGCCAAGGUUUGUUUACAUGUUGGUCAACAGAAAAGAAUAAUAGUGAAUGAAAAAGAUAUGUUAAAAGGUAAUGUCAAAAUAUGAAUAAUGAUGAGUAAUAUGUACAAGAGAGAGAUUGAAAAAAAAAAAAACUAUAAAUAGCCAUAGAAAAAUAUGGAUAAAAAUGACAGAAAAUAAACUUGCAGGUGACAAGGUGCGAUUUCCCUCACGGUGUUUGUGCCGUUGUUGAAGGGAAACAUAUACACAAAAUUCUUCCAUUUUCACAUCUCCGCUCAGUACUUGUGACUAUAGUGGGUCAUUAUUACAAAUAAGAGGCGUUCACAUGCUUACUUUCUUCUCGCUUUCUUUUUUUGGCAAACGAAAAAAUAAAAAAUAAAAAAAAUAUAUAUAAAUAAUUGUAAAAAAAAUGUAUGUGUGAGUAAAAAAUACUACUUUUGCGUCAGUACCUCGUGUUAAGGAGACACCCCGACUGCAUCUCAAAUGGACUAUCCGUGAUGAUGACGUCACCACGAUUAUCGAGUCUGAGUCAGUGCGUUCGAGGAGUGGAACGAGAAGGGGGCGGAGGGAAAAGUGGGGAGAGAGAGAGAGAGAGAGAGAGAGAGAGAGAGAGAGAGAGAGAGAGAGAGAGAGAGAGAGAGAGAGAGAGAGAGAGAGAGAGAGAGAAAGAGAGAGAGAGAGUGCAAGAAAGAGCGAUGCAUAGAGAGAAAAAUAUGGUCCCAAGUAAAAAAGCAAAGAGACUGAACACUCGCUACUCCUCUUCCUUCCCUUGCUCUUCAUUCAUUCCUAAACACCUCAUUCUCCCCAUACAUAAUACUCACGUUUUUCUUUUCAUUUCACUUACGAGCUUCUUUCUUUCGUCCAAACGAGAGUGACGGAGAAAAAAAUACAUAGAGAUCAGUUUCGGGUGUGUCUCCUGUCCCUAAAAAAAUAAAAAUAAAUAAUAUAUCGAUGUCUCCUUCCAUGAUAUGAUAGGAAUAUAGCCAUCUGGCUGUCCAUUCCCAAAUGUAACAGUAUAUAUAAAUAUAUGAUAUGGACAUAUAUAUACAACAAAAUAAUAAAUAUAUAUAAGGUUA
This is a messenger RNA of Penaeus monodon (black tiger shrimp), 3825 nucleotides long. Its product is annotated as hemicentin-1-like. Lineage: Eukaryota; Metazoa; Arthropoda; Malacostraca; Decapoda; Penaeidae. The record is from RefSeq and is a predicted model, not a curated record. Bases 1 to 1809 code for a protein of 602 amino acids. The transcript is spliced from 12 exons. Gene Ontology annotation, molecular function: protein binding.